Emericellopsis atlantica is the source of this 3685-nucleotide messenger RNA. RefSeq names its product tetratricopeptide repeat domain-containing protein. Gene Ontology annotation, molecular function: protein binding. The transcript has 8 exons. Bases 225 to 3542 code for a protein of 1105 amino acids. The record is from RefSeq and is a predicted model, not a curated record. NCBI's taxonomy places the organism in Eukaryota, Fungi, Ascomycota, Sordariomycetes, Hypocreales, Bionectriaceae.
GAGCGAUUGCCUUGCAGGCAAGCCGCAACUGUGAUUGGGAGCAAACUGCAAAAGCACGUCACUCUGAUUUGACCCCGCAUUGCCACGAUAAGUGUUCCUACUCCCGAGUCCCCAGCGACCCCAUGUCCCUCUGUCAUAUUGUUCAUCUACCCGCCGCAACUCAAGCCCACAUCGGACUCUAGUUCCACAACGUCUCACUCUUCCCCCUUCAUUGGGCCGUGGAUAUGGCCACAACGGCGAGUUUCGCGACUUCCGGUCACCUUCAAUUGCUGCGGAAUGCGGUUGACGCCUCCCGAGAUAAUGUCGACCUCGUUCUCGUCCCUGGCACGAGAACGAUCCCGCCAGAGGACUGGCCGUUUGCGAACCCAGAGUGGCUCGCCACUCUGCCCGGUUCCGGUGCUGGGGCGCGUGUCCUCGCGUACAAUUAUGCUUCGCCAUUCGAGGGCACCAAGCCCUCAUGGGAAUCGAUCUUGAUGCUUGGCUACGACCUCCUCCAGCACUUGAGAGACGCGCAACCACAGCCAGCUCAAGGUCUAACCACCAACAGACCAACUAUGAUCAUCUGCCAUAGUUUAGGUGGCAUUAUAGUCAAACAAGCGUUAUGCGUUGCCAACAAACAAUUUCCUCGGUAUGGGUCAAUCCUGAACGCCAUUGCAGGUGUCAUCUUCCUCAGCACGCCACAUCGCUAUGGUGACAAGACUGCCAAUCUCACACGGUUUCGAGACGUCAUGGAGGCAACAACAGGUAGGAGCCUCAAGAUACCAAGCGCUAGUAUCGAGCAAGAAGGCUCCAUUCUACUCGACCUCGCAGAUAGAUUUGAAGAGAUCCGGCUCCGUGCUCCUAUACUCUCCGUCUAUGAAUUAAAGGAUUCGAAAAACACUUCAACGCCAUUACGGCCGAAAUAUCAACAGCUAGUCAAUCGUGAGGCCUGUUUGACUCGUGCACCAAUUGAGACGGUCGUUGGCCUCAAUCUCAACCAUCACGACACAUGUCUGUUCAACAAGAGUGUCGGCGGCGAAGGCUUAUCCGAGUUCAACAAGUUCGUUCAGGAGACUCUGCAUGACGCUGCACGUCUUCUCGCACUCCGGAUGGAGGACCAGGAAUAUCAAUACGCAACGAUAAGCACCUACUCGCCCACUAUGAGCGAACUACCACUUCAAGAACUUGCCGAAUGGCCAUCACACAGAGCGACAGAAGGGACGUCUCUUUCCGGGUUCGAGUUAGUGCAUCCUAUAACACCAACCACUGACUUUCGGAAAACCAUUCAUUUACCAUGCUUCCUUCUCAACAAUCAUUCGGCCAACAAAGAUUUCUGCGGGCGCGAAGAUAUCCUCGAGCGUCUCGCGACUGAGCUGUUGCCUUCGCAGAACACAGUGACAGCGUCGGGAAACUCUCUACGGCAAUUUGCACUAUGCGGGUUUGGCGGCAUCGGAAAGACGGAAAUAGCCCGCGAGUUCUCCCGACGCCAUAAAGACUCUUUUGAUGCAGUCUUCUGGAUCGUGGCGGAUGAGAUUGCGAAGCUUGACCACCAUUACCAGCAAGUCUCGUUAGCACUGGGACUCGAAGACCCAUCCGAAUGCAAGAGUCAGGUUGUUAGCAGAGAGAUUGUCAAGGGGUGGCUCUCCAAUCCCCGGAAGCAUCUAUCGGGGUCGGACGAGUUUUCUCAGCCCGGACAAGCUGGAUCGGAAGCGACCUGGCUUCUGAUAUUCGACAACGCAGAUGAUCCAAUGAUUCUGGCGGACUAUUGGCCACAAGGCAGCGGGUCGAUUCUUGUCACGAGCCGCGACCCAUUGGCCAAGAGCGCGUUUACAAGGAGACCCUCAGGCCUCGAUCUCGGCCCGCUAACGCAACAAGACGGCCUGUCCCUCUUCAACCAUCUCACAACCACUUUGAACGACCCCGAAGACAACGCAGCCAGGGACAUUUGCGCCGCACUUGGUGGCGUCCCUCUGGCCAUCUCCCAGAUGGCGGGUAUCAUCCGUCGACAGGAUCUCACCUUUUCAGAGUUCUUGGAGCUGUAUGCAGACCAUGAAGAACAUGCCAGUCUUUAUGGGGCAAAUCUGGACGCCAAUUCGGUCACAUAUCGGCACACUCUGUCAACUGUCUGGGCUUUUGAAAAGUUGAAACCCCAAGCCCGGCAGUUGUUGGAGUUGAUUUCAUUCCUCGACCCAGACGCCAUUGGAGAAGACGUAUUGAUGCAAGCAUCGGCAGACCUGCUUGUCACGGGCGCACAGUUCAAGAAGAGCAACUAUAUUGAGGCCCGAGGGGAUCUCUUGCAGUCUUCCCUGAUCCAAAGAGACAAGCAAAAGCAACAGAUAUCUGUCCAUCGCAUUGUGCAAGAUGCAAUUCUGGCAACAAUGGACGACACGAGAAAACGGUUCAUGUUUGACCAAGUCGUACGAAUUCUUUGGGCGGGCUGGCCAUCAGCCAUGCCCAAGCCAUCAAAAGAACCAGAAUUACCCCAGCCUAAAUCAGCAGGUGGUAGAUUACAUGUCGGAAGGUGGCCUGCUUGUGCGGCAACCUAUCCCCACGUUCUGAGGAUACAUCAGCUCUGGCCAACGAUCCCCGACCUUUCUGAAGCCACCAGGGUGCACUUUGCAAAGUUACUAAAUGAGGCUGCAUGGUACCAAAAAGAGCGUGGACGAACGAGGGAUUUUGAUGGCUUUUUCGAAACCGCUCUUAGCAUCUGCGAGUCCUCGGCGCACCCAGAUCGGGAAUCUGUACUUGCAGACAUAUACUUCUGCUUAGGAGCUAUUGCCAUGGACGCGAGCGAUUUCGGGACAAGCCGCGUUUAUAAGGAACGUUCUCUCGAUCUGGUUUCCCAAAUCUGCAAGGAGCAGGGAACAGUCGACGAGAGGCUGUACCUCGCCUACGCAGAGCGAGCUAUCUCACGCAUUCAAGAUGGGCGGCCCGGGGAAGGCGAAGCCGAUCUCAAGGAGGCGCUCCGGAUCCGCAAAUCGCUCGGCAACUACAUUCCCCGGGCAGGGGAGGCCAUGCUAGGUUUGGCUCUUCUUGCGCAGGGGAAACUUGAAGAGUGCAACACGCUUCUCCUGGAUAGUUUGGCGAGAAGAGAAAAGGCUUUGGGCAAGGAUGACAGGGAGUCUGUCCGUACUGGACUACUUCUUGACGCACUUGGUAAUCUCCGUGCUGCGCAAAACCAAUGGAGCGAGAGUUUCGAAUACCACCUGAGAGCGUGGCGCCACAUGCGCGCAACGGUGGGCGACAGGGAUCCCUACACUGCGAAUGCCGCUCAUAAAGUCGCCGAGCACCUCUCCCGGUCAGGACGGAACGAAGAGGCAAUUUCGAUGAUUAACAGGGCGCUGGAUAUCUGGUCUGUCGACCCGACUGCACACAAGAACCAGAUUGCUCGCACUACCUUCUUCAAGGGUAAGUUGUUCGAGGCGACAGGCAAGACGCAGAAAGCCUCCAUUGCUCUUAGAGUUGCCUGUCGUCUGAGGCUGGAGAUCACCAAGGACGAUCGAGACGUGAAAAGCUUGACGAUGAAAGACUUUGACGAGAUUGUUGCUUUCAGCGCUCGUUAGCGGCAAGAGAAGAUCCGCGUUUGAAACUCAUUCAAUGUCAUUUCUCACCGCAGAUACCAUGCCUAAAUUAGUCUCGGUCACUUCACUCAAGCGUCGCCAAGAAAACCAGAUCGGAAGAGACGAGUCGCAGCUCCUGUGGUCCG